This is a messenger RNA of Bombus pyrosoma, 5380 nucleotides long. RefSeq names its product zinc finger protein 624-like. Gene Ontology annotation, biological process: regulation of DNA-templated transcription. The record is from RefSeq and is a predicted model, not a curated record. Lineage: Eukaryota; Metazoa; Arthropoda; Insecta; Hymenoptera; Apidae. Gene Ontology annotation, molecular function: DNA-binding transcription factor activity, RNA polymerase II-specific; RNA polymerase II cis-regulatory region sequence-specific DNA binding. The transcript has 3 exons. Bases 1151 to 3409 code for a protein of 752 amino acids.
UGCGCUGUAGCUCUACGAAUCAAUUUUUGAUUUACCGUUACGUGUAAACGUACCAUAUGAUACUGUUUUGUAAUUAAAAUGCGAUUUAUAAAAUGGAUUAGGUAAAAUUAGAUGAAAUUAAUAUUAAACUGUUAAAGAAUGAUGUAUUAUAAAUAAUAUAAGAUUAUUUAUUGUACACUUUCCCUCUAUAAAUAUAUUUUCAAGGUUACUUCCUUAACGAUAAUGAUCUGAACCUGUCUGAACUGAGCGGAAUGUUUGUUACUAGUGAAGGAUGACAUUUUAAUGCCCAUAGUGCUGCUUAUGGUGGUGUUCGAGUUUGAACGGUAUUUUCCCUUUCUGUGCAUGUUUAUAUGUGCAUAAAAAAGUGUACUUUCUUUUUUGACGCGAACUAUUAACAAAGAAAAAUAUGUUCUGGAUGCAAGUGAAUAAUAAGAGAGUGUAAACAACUUUUAAGAUCAAGUAAGCAGUUUGUCUAAUAAUAAUAAUAAUUUCAUAAAGCAAAUGGCUUGAGUGUUAGUUUACGUACGCCCUAUUGAUGCAAUCUUCAUGGAUAUAAAAUUGGACAGCAAAAUAGAUCCUUCUGAAUAUGCAAUCAGAAUAAAGGAAGAGUCAAUCGAUCCAGAGAUCUGCGAUGAUUUGUCGCCGGUUGAUACGAAUACGGGGAAUGAAAAUGAAACAGCGACGUUUAAAGGUGAAUCUUCUGAUGGCAUUUAUUGUAGAAAUGGAUAAUUCGCUUUUCCUCAAGAAAGAACGUAUUUAGAAAACAACAAAUCGGAUCCUGAUAAACGAAAAAGUAAACAUAAAGUACCUUCAAACAACAGAAUAAGUUCCAAUGUUUGUUUGUUAACUUUUCAAAGUAAACAUUUAUUGGAACUGCAUAAUAAAUUAUGUAGCUGUAAUGUAUUUAAUUGUAAUAAUUGCACUGCAAUCUUCAGUAUGCAUAUUUCAUUGAUACGUUAAAUACAUUUAAAGACGCGAUGUUGUACGAAACAAUUGCCUGGAUAUAGAUGUAAUUUUUGGAACCGAAGGUUUUCCUAGAAAAGGCAUGUUCAAUCUCAUUUAUUCCAUGUGCAUGGGAACGCAAUAUUUUCUGGUGAAAGGAAAAUUAUGAAAACAUCUCCGGAAUCGUUAGGAAAGUCGAAUCAUUCGGAUGGUAGUCAUGGCAGAAUCAAAUAUUUCACACAGCCCCUCUGCAAAAAACGUAAAUAGCUCAAUAAAUAUAUCACCCACCAAGGGUUCGAGCAGCAAGAUCAAGUCUACGCAUCCGGAAUGGUUAAACUAUUCGCAUGGUAUACCUUCGAAAAGGAUGAAGCAGGCCGUCGUUACAGACUUCAUAUCGCUGUACAAAGAUAAACCGAAUGACAAAUGGGUUAGCCCGGAAAAAGUUACCGAUACGGGGAAUAUUCCUGUUACUGCGACUAUUAUUCCAACUUCAACACUAGAGACAUUUAGUAACAAGACAUCAAUGGCUUCAGAAGUUAUUCAGAUGUCCACUUCUGUUAAGCGAAUCGAAUCUCCUGUUAGGAAAAGACCAUUUGUUCAAAUUCAUGUGAAUUUAAAAACAAUGAUAUCUUUAUUAAGGAACGAUAUAAAAGCUGAAUCUGAAAGCUCUAAUACCUCGCGUAAUAUGUCUUACAACCUUAGGCCAGUGAAAAGAUCUUCUUUAUAUGAUUUUUACGAUUUAUUGGAGUUUGAAACCUUUGGAAGAUCAAGACAAUCUUUUAAAAGAAACAAGUCCCCCUAUAUAUUUAACCAAAGUAGAGGAUCUGCACCUGAAGCCAAGUGUAAAGAAUGUGUGGUCCGUUUGGAGAAGUGCGACAAACUCUUGGAGCCUACUAGUUUUGUGUCAAACGAAGACGAAGGCGAAAACGAAAAGGAAAACGAAAACGAAAACGAAGACGCUUCGAAACAAGCAGUAUCGAAAAAUGUGAAAGAGGAAUUUGGAGGUUUUCGUGAAACAGGUAACUUGCCUUUGAAAGUUGACACGAUUGCGCCAAAACGAUUCAAUGAAUUUGUAAAAUCUUUCGCUGAUAGAUCAAUCGUACCUCAACAAGAAUCGGUUGAGUUUAAGAAGAAAUUUAAGGUCAAUCAGCAGAAAAUAUUUCAAUGUCAUAUUUGUAAAAAAUCGUUUUCUUUGAAGGAGAACCUGCGCGAGCACAUGAAAUUGUUCCAUGUGAUUUACAUGUCGAGCAUAUGUAACGUUCGUUACACGUCCAUGAAUAAGUUACUAACUCACUAUUUACGUCAGCAUAUUGUGUUUAAACGAAGGGAAUGUUGCGUGUGUUAUGAAAAGUUUGACACGUCGGUAUUGUUGAAGCGGCACAUGAUUUUGCAUUGUUUGAAGACCAUAAGAUCGAAAAAAGACGUUCCACAGGUUGAUGUUGAAAUAAAUUGCAAUACAUUCAAGAAACAACACAAAUGCGAAGGUUGUCGCAAACGAUUUUGGCUAUACUCGUGUUUGAAACAACAUGAGAAUGUAUGUCGUCGAAUGAAAGUCUUAAUACAUAAACAACGUGUACCUUGUGUAAACCAUUUGUCUCGGUCCUUGAAAGAACCAAGUGACAUGGAUCUCGGCAUAGUACAGUCACCUGAUUUGGAAAAAAUGUUGGAUGUUCCGGGUGGGACGACAAGAUCUUUGGAAAAUUAUUUGGCUCCGAGUACGCUUACUACGGAUGAUACUUUCUCUUCGUCAUUCGAUACAGCUGCAAAGAACAAACGGUUACUUAAUGGGAUUGCAUGCGUAAAGGGUUACCAAGCGGACAAGAUGAAUAGAACAAAGUUUCCUUGCACUACUUGUGGAACACAAUUCCGAACAUUUCAAAAUUUGUGCAUACACGAGCGCACCUAUUGCCAAACAGCCACAGAAAAGUGUAACGUUUGUAACACGAUGUUUUCCACUAAAAGAUUAUUACAGCUUCACAUGCUUGCUACUCAUACGCCUUCGUGCUCGGUGAACUACAAAUUCUUUUGUAAGUUCUGUAAUCAAGGAUUCGUUAAGAAAUCGAAUCUCCAAAUUCACGAACGACACUUGCAUAUUCCUAGUCUGGUGGUGAAUUCCGAUUGCGUUUUGAAAGAUAAACCAAUCUGUAAUAUAUGUCAUUUGUUAUUCGAAUCCUACGAACGUUUUAUCGAGCAUAAUAUGUAUUAUUACAAGGGUAAUGAUUUUUUAUGCGCAAUAUGUGGUAAGUCUUUUCAAGGAAUGUACAAGCUUCAUCAUCACAACAAGUUGGAGCAUUAUCCGGACGAAUCAUGGAAAUUGUACCCUUACAAAUGCAAUAUUUGUAGCGAAGGCUUCAGCUCCGAAUCACAUUUCCACGCACAUAAGCUACACGUUCAUUCGCACGAUUUGCGCGCUGACGAGACGCGCGACCGCGAUACAUCGGAUCAGACUUUUCGCAUGUGUUCAUGAUUCUUUGGAUACAUUAAGAUAAUCAUAAAAUAAAAGCAUAGAGAAUAUUUAAUUCUUUGAUUUAUAGGUCGUUUCAAAAUCUAUUUUCACAGUACUUUACAGAAGAAUCGGCCUAGAUUGAGAUCUACAAUAAACACGCCAAGUACACACACACAUACGAAGCAAAUGAUUUCUAAAGUGUCCUUUAAGUCAUGUAUUCGCAUUUCUCAUCAUACGCAUGAAAUGUAUUUGUUGAGAAGGUUGGAUCUUAAUAGCCGAAAUAACGGUAUAGGAACAUUAAAGUUACACUUAGAAUUUAUAUUAGAAUAAUUAUAUAUUUAUUUGAUCAAUGAUUUCAUCGAUACACACGCACGCGUCUCAGCAUUUUCUUCCAUAUCCGACUGUUAACCGACUGAACAGUUAUAUUCCUUUGUUUUCGAGACGCCGCGCAUACACAUACUUCCACAUACUGAUAUUCACAUUCAUGUAUCACUACUACGCAGAUAAUUUAGUCUAGCACAUAAAAUUAUACAUAUCUUAGUAGUAUUGAUAUUUGUUGAAAUAUACUUUAUGAGUCAAAUCAACGCUUCUGACCUAGUACAAACUGCGCUCGACUCAAACAUCGAGCACUGAGUGAAGUUUGGGUGUCAGCCUUAGGCGCUUCCUGUACAUUGUUUGCGAUGGUCUUAGUUUGUUGAACCAGAAGAUGUCAAGCAUUCUAGGCUAGACGACCAGCCAGAAAACGAGUGAACUAGAUAUUCCAUACCGUCUCUAACUUUAUUUAAUAUACAUCGUUUUGUUCACAUAAGAGAUAAAGAGAUCUAAUCACGUUAUCGUAUCGUUUACUAAGUGCCGCAUGAAACAGCUUAAUGAAAAUUAUAAUAGAUCUAUAUACAUUAGAUCGAGUAAUAAAUUUGUCUGCUUCUCUUUGAACGCGUUAUAUUUAUGUGCUUUUAUAUAGGUAUAUGUUUCUCUGUGUGUGUGUGUGUGUGUGUGUGCGCGCGCGUGUGUGCGUGCGUGCGCGUGUGCGUGUAUUUUAUCAAGUACGUUGAUCAUUACCCUAUUUUAUUAUUGCAAAAUUUUUCGUUAAAGGGGGUUUUUCGUUCGGCGUGCGCGUUUCCGGAUCUUCAUAUUUUAUAAAUUGUUUUUGGUCAGCGUAAAUGUUUGAAAAAGUUAAAAAAUAAAUGAAGCGAGGGUAAGUAAAUGUUGCAAUUUUUUUCCUAAAUGCUGAUAGUGGUCAUUUUUAUUCUAUUACAAUGUUUACUCCCUAUAAUUAUUNCGUUUAGAUGUCCGCUCGAUAUAAUAUUUAUGACAUUCGUUAAAAAAUGAACAAACCUAUUAAUGAAUCUGAUAUUGAGGUUAACAAAAAAUUCAUUUCGUUUAUCACACGUGGAAUGAUUAUAUGAUAAGUUUCAUAUUUGACUAAUGACUAAUUUAAAUAUGAAUCGUAAUUACAGUUUUCAUUAUGAGAUGAUAUAUUUACUAACCCAGCUAUCGAUUAAUAACGUCGAAUGAUAAUUGUACGGGAACGAUAAUGCUUUGUAAUGUGCAAUUAAACUAUUACGUUAAAUAUUCAGUAAAUUAAUAUUUCAAUUUCCAUCACAGUGCCGGUCGCGCAAUUCGAUAAUCGACAGGAAUAUGAGACCAAGAACGAUAUGUAUCGCUAUGAAAGCGCUAAUGAAAAUUGUCGAAUUAGAAUUUUUAUAAAGAAAUAAGAAUUGACGUUUAUAUCAAAGAAUAAUUGCAGCGCGUAAUCAAAUAAAUUGAUUGUUUCACAGCGGAAAAAUGAACUAUUUUCACGAGCUUUCACCGGUUCUGCUGUACAACGAAACGAACAGUUGCGCAAUUAUGAAAGCUAACGUUUGUAUUUUCUAAAAAUUAGAAAGCUGGUAAAUUUAAUAGAUUGCUCGGGAAAUUUGUAGAUUUUAGUAGUACGAUAUGUAUUGUUUUUAAAGUGUAGAUAUUCUUUAAUAAAUUACAUUUUUCAGAAAA